Molecule: messenger RNA, 1188 nt
Organism: Peronospora belbahrii
Lineage: Eukaryota; Oomycota; Peronosporomycetes; Peronosporales; Peronosporaceae
Source: the annotation of a GenBank genome assembly
AUGUCUGGUACUCGUAUCUACGUUGGUAAUUUACCAAUGGAUAUUCGUACACGUGAAGUGGAAGAUAUUUUUUAUAAAUAUGGACGCAUUCGUGAUAUUGAUGUUAAAUUUCCAUCACGUCCACCAGCUUUUGCUUUUGUUGAUUUUGAGGAUGUACGUGAUGCUGAAGACGCUAUUCGAGGUCGGGAUGGGUAUGAAUAUGAUGGUGCAAGGUUACGUGUUGAAUUUGCUAAUGGUGGACGUCGUGAAUCUGGUCGAGAAGCAUCAAGCCGUGGAUCGACUCGCUACCCACGUAAUAUUCGUGGAACGGGUGAUUUUACUGUUGAAGUAUCAAAUUUACCGCCUCGUGUAUCAUGGCAGGAUCUUAAGGAUUUUAUGCGGAAAGCUGGUGAUGUGGUAUUCACUGAAGUUGAUGGACGUGGUGGUGGUGUUGUUGAGUACAGCAAUAAGCGUGAUAUGAAAUAUGCAGUGGAGAAGUUGGAUGAUACGGAAUAUCGUGGCCGCAGUGAGAAUUCGUACGUGCGUGUGCGGAUGGUAGGCAGUCGUGGUCGGAGCAACAGUAGAAGUAAAAGCCCAAGCAGAUCGCGCAGUCGUAGCAACAUGCGACGCUCUGGUAAGAAACGUAGCCGCAGUCGUAGUGAGGACAAGGACGGAGGAGGAGAGAAAAAGACGAAACGCAGCCAAACGCCCGAAAAGGAGGCGGUAAAGGAGGAUGAAGCUGAAAAGGACGACGAAAAUGGUAAGGAAGCCGAAAUUACUGAGUCUACUUGUGCUAUUGACAAGGAGGAAGAGACUGAGCCAACAGAAGUGGAAGUGGAAAGGAAGGACGACGAGUCUACAAAGGACGACGGACCUACGAAGGACGACGAGUCUAUGAAAGACGGCAUGCUUAUGAAGGAUGACGAGCCGAAGAAGGAAGACGAACUUACGGCAGAAACGGCAGCGGACAAGGACGACCUGGGCUUGCCAUGGCGUGCGCUAGUUUUGGUUUUUAUCUUCAUUGUUCGAGUGGCUGGUGGCUUGGCUUUUCGCUCAAAUCCGCGAUUUCGGCUGGCAAUACUGGACACAGAUUGGCGUGUACAGCGGAGCGAAGGACAACGGUGCUUUGGUGUGGAUGGCGUGAAGAUGAAGAACGUGGGCAACAGUUCGUCAGACAUAGUCAAGAGUGGGAAGACGUCGUCUUGUUAG